Molecule: messenger RNA, 641 nt
Organism: Schistocerca americana (American grasshopper)
Lineage: Eukaryota; Metazoa; Arthropoda; Insecta; Orthoptera; Acrididae
Gene: Tbca
Product: tubulin-specific chaperone A
Exons: 2
Coding region: 152-502 (116 amino acids)
Biological process (GO): post-chaperonin tubulin folding pathway; tubulin complex assembly
Cellular component (GO): cytosol; microtubule cytoskeleton
Molecular function (GO): beta-tubulin binding
Source: RefSeq, a predicted model, not a curated record
AUGUCUCUGAAUUCUGUAGGGUAGGUCAAAACCAAGUCGAAAGGUAGGUGUUGUCGCAAAGCAAUUGGUUAAACGUUUUAUGAGGUUUGUUAUUUCGUCGAUAACGUGGAAAUUUGUAAUAAUUUAAUUCCAUUGCAUAAUUCGUUGAAAUAUGGCGGAUCCUAGAGUAAAAGUUAUUAAGAUCAAGACAGGUGUCGUGAAACGUCUGACGAAGGAAAAGGUGGUAUAUGAACAAGAAGCAGAGAAACAGAAAGAGAGAGUCCAGAAACUCAAAGAAGAAGAAAAAGAUGAACAUAUUAUACGGAAACAAGAAGAAGUAUUGCAAGAGUCUAUGAUGAUGGUUCCAGAUUGCCAGCGACGCUUAUGGAAGGCUUAUGAGGAACUCAAGGGAAUAAUUGACAAUGAAUCAGACAUGGCUGAAAAUGAAGAUUAUAUGGCAGCUGUGAAGGCUUUGGAAGAUGCGAAACCUCAGCUGCCAACAAUAAUGGCAAACAUGUCUUAAAACUUUAUUGAACUAAUUGUAUUUUAAAAGACAGUUUUAAUGACAUUCCGUGCUUCAUAUUACAAGUGACAGCACUAAUAAUUUGCAUUUAACAUAAGUUUAAUAUUUUGUGUACUUCGGAGGACUUAAAGGAAAAGGU